Molecule: messenger RNA, 4717 nt
Organism: Micropterus dolomieu (smallmouth bass)
Lineage: Eukaryota; Metazoa; Chordata; Actinopteri; Centrarchiformes; Centrarchidae
Product: connector enhancer of kinase suppressor of ras 2
Exons: 23
Coding region: 37-3453 (1138 amino acids)
Biological process (GO): regulation of signal transduction
Cellular component (GO): membrane; cytoplasm
Molecular function (GO): protein binding
Source: RefSeq, a predicted model, not a curated record
UAGUAGAUGAACAUCAACACUGGCUAACCUCUUGCAAUGCUCUUCUCAGGUCUGGAUGACUGUCUCCAGCAGUACGUGAAGAGUUUCGAGCGGGAGCAGAUGGGGGGAGAGCAGCUGCUGCACAUCACCCAUCAGGAGCUGGAGGAGCUGGGUGUCACCAGAAUAGGACAUCAGGAGCUCAUUCUGGAAGCUGUCGACCUCCUCUGUGCCCUGAACUACGGCCUAGAGACAGAGAAUCUCCGGACUCUGUCCCACAAGCUGAAUGCUUCGGCAAAGAACCUUCAGAACUUCAUCCUGGGCCGGCGGAGGGGUGGACACUACGAUGGACGAGCUUCCCGGAGGCUACCCAAUGAUUUCCUCACCUCAGUGGUGGAUCUGAUUGGUGCAGCCAAGAACCUGCUAGCCUGGCUUGACAGGUCUCCGUUUGCCAGUGUGACAGAGUAUUCCUUACUGAAGAACAACAUUGUGCAGCUCUGCCUAGAAUUAACUACUAUUGUACAACAGGAUUGCACUGUGUAUGAGACAGAGAAUAAGAUUCUCCAUGUGUGUAAGACCUUAGCAGGGAUAUGUGACCACAUCAUCUCGCUGUCAUCAGACUCUCUGGUCUCUCAGUCAGCCCAUCUGGAGGUGGUUCACCUUACCAGCAUCAUGCCCAGUGAAGGACUGGGGAUGUAUAUCAAAUCGACGUACGAUGGACUCCACGUUAUCACUGGCACCACAGAGAAUUCUCCAGCAGACCAGUGUAAGAAGAUCCAUGCAGGGGACGAGGUGAUCCAAGUCAACCACCAGACAGUGGUUGGCUGGCAGCUGAAGAACCUGGUCAACGCUCUGAGAGAAGACCCAUGCGGAGUCAUCCUCACGCUGAAGAAAAGGCCCCAGAACACCCUGAGCUCCACCCCGGCUCUGCUCAGGAAUGUCCGCUGGAAACCACUGGGUCUGCAGCCAAUCCCCACCAGCCCCACCAGCACCUCCCCUACACCCGGUGGAACUUUGGGCAUGUCCAACAUGGACGCUCCCAGCAUGCAGGACGUGUAUAUCCUCUCUCCUGUGUCUGGACUCUACAGCACCAGGGAGGAGCUGGGUAUGAUGUCAUGCGACGACAUCAGCCGCUACAGCGUGAGCUCCCAGUCGGGCUCCAAAGGUUCUGAGGCAGUCAGCUACUACCUGGACCAGGACAGCGGUCAGUUCUUCUCCCUGCUAGAGGGAGACGGACCCCCUGGGCCUGACUAUGACAGGGGUCGCAAUACAGGGGUUCGCCGGCGGGACAAGACCCCCACCCAUGGUGACCUCAGGCCUGUUUCCAUGCCUCCCGAAUAUAACUGGAUGGCCGAGGCCAAGGAACCCAGCUUGGGCAAGAGAGGGAGCCGAGAUUCAGACAACUCCCUGCUGCGUUACCUUAGCGACGACAAGAUCCUGGUGAUUGAGGAGGAGCCCGAGGGUCCGGGCAGAGAGAGUCGGCGGGAUUCCACCAGACGUUCUCGGCGCAAGAGCCGCAAUCCCAGCAGCCCUAGCUUUCCCAUUAGCCCCUCCAUGCUGUCCUCCACUCUGCGCCUAGAUCAGCCACCUGAUCCUUUGCCUCGAGGUGCGGACACACUGCGAGCAGACACAACCGAAAGAUACUCAGGAAGCUCAGGAGCGGCCUCCAUGAGGAAGUCUUUCCAUUACACCUCUCUAAGAACGAAAACCAAAAAGCGAAGUAAAGGUUCCCUCACUAGUGCCAGUCGAAGGAGAAUUUCGUGUAAGGACCUGGGCCACGGUGACUGUGAGGGCUGGCUGUGGAAGAAGAAGGAUGCUAAAGGCUACUUCACCCAGAAAUGGAGGAAGUACUGGUUUAUCCUCAAAGAGUCCUGCCUUUACUGGUACACCAACCAAAAUGAUGAGAAGGCUGAGGGCUUCAUCAGCCUCCCAGAGUUCAGAAUAGACCGAGCCAUAGAGUGCAGAAGGAAAUUUGCCUUCAAAGCCUGUCAUCCCAAAAUCAAGAGCUUCUUCUUUGCCACAGAUUGUCUUGAGGAAAUGAACAGGUGGAUGAACCGGCUGGGGCUAGCUGCUAUUGGCUACACCCCAGACGACAAGGUGCCACGCCCGGAUGAAGACUACUGGAGUGAGAGUGAUCAAGACGAGGUAGAUGGCUCAAUGACGCUCAAACAGGAGGGACCCUCAUCCCUCUGUGAUACUUAUCACCGCACACCAUCAGCUAACCUCCUUCACAGUUAUGACCAGUUGCCCCGCUCGGUCAGCUCCAUGAGCCUCAUGCGCUCCACUCCGUCCCCACUCCCUCUACCAAUGAGUGCCUCCACCUCCCCCAUCCCUCCACAGAUGGUCUCUUCCACCUCCCCUCUCCCUCUCCAGGUCAAUUCCUCAAGCCCCUUCCCGGAGCCCAAGCACGGCCGACAUUUCUCCAGCGAGUCCACACACUCCCACUCCUCGGCCGAGGACCAGCGUGGAGACGGGAUGGGCAUGGGGACUGGGACAGGCAGCACAAGUACCCACUCAUCAGGCUGCCGUUCUUCCCAUCGUGAGCGUCGGUCCUGGCAGGACCUCAUUGAGACCCCUCUGACCAGCGCAGGGCUGCACUUUCUCCAGACUGCGCCGGGGGAGAGCGAUUAUGGAGGCCUUAUGGGGAGCAUGGCUGGAGAGAUGGGGCUGUACGGAGGGCUGGGCCGACAGAGCAUGUCCCCAGAGAGACGCAGGCAGGCCACGCUGCCCGUGCGGAGACACCACGCCGCAGAGAGGGACAGGGAGCGAGACGGGCCCUUCCCUCUGGAGCGAGGUCCACACACACACAGUCACGCACACCGACGGUCUCACAAGCAACGCAGCCAGAGUCUGCCCAGGAACAGGGACCCGAUGCCAGGGAAGCUGUUACACACCUCAGCUCAUAUGGAGGAGAGGAGCGAGGACGAGGAGGCGGAGGGACAGGCUGCAGAUAUUCUGCAGGGGGAGGAGGCAGUGAAUCUGACUCCUCUCCUGGGUGUCUCAGACCUGCGGGAGUUGAGAGUUGAGAGCAGAGAGAGGAGGGUGUCGGAGGGAAGGGAGCGGCGGGUGUCAGAGGGCCGUGAGCCGGAGCUGUUGGACGGGCUAGAGCAGCUGUACCGGGCCCUGGAGCAAGCCAACGUGACAGCCCUAGGAGACCCAAGACCCUGUAGCAGGCAGGAGCUUCGACGUUGUUUCACCCAGAGAGCCAGGGACCCCCUGCUCAAUGAUAGACUUCACCGGGUCCGAGCCCUCCGCAGCACCUUGAAGGCCAAAGAGUCCGAGCUGGCAGUAAUAUGUGCGCUCCUGGAGGACCCUGGCCUGUGCUCCCAGACCUUCAGAGAGUGGAAGCAGUGGCACAGCGAGCUCUACUCAGACAUCUGCCAGCUCAGUCCGGGCACCAACGGCCAGGACGACCUCUCCCCGCUGGCCGCACCUCUCAUGACCCACACACACUCCUUCAUUGAGACACAUGUGUGAGAAAGAGAAGAAGAAGCAAAGACUGAACUGAUGCACGCACACACACGCACGCGCACACACACACUGGGAGCUUUACAUUAGCUGAAUCCUCUCUCUUGAUCACGACUCUGAGCACGCACUCACACAAACACGCACACACACAGGAACACACAUUGUAAGAUGUGUAAAUAUCAUAGAGGGAACAGUCUGAGACCUGCGUGUACGAACUUUUGAUAAUCCUGAGGACCCCACAGGGUGCCUAUUGCAUGCCUGAACAGAAAGCAUUAAUCUUCCUUUGUCUAUGGAACUCAGCAUAAACUCCACACGCUUGUCGAGCAAAAUGGAAAAAAAGGAGGACUUUUUAACAUGUUCGUUCCUUUGUAUUCUCUCGGUUUUGCUAUUUUUUCCUGUUUAUUUAAGGGGUCAGGGGGAGCUAUGUAGCAGCAAUACAGAGGAGAAUCCUUUUCACCACAGCACUGUACUACUUUUGUACUGAUGAACUUUGCACCCAGAGCCACCAGUUCUCCCCCUUUCUCUCUCUAUCUUUUUGUUUUCUCUCACCGCAUAUCUCAUUGAUUUACAGGGACCUCACUUGUUUUUCUAGGCUGAGCCGACGGGACAGUGUGGGGAAAGUAAGGGCAGUGAGUUUAGUAUAAGACUGUGAAAGGUAGCCGUCAAUGCUGGUUUAUCUGUUUUAGCCGUUCCUCUGGGAACCAAUGAAAACAAGUGUCACGAGCAUUGAAGGAACCAUUGUGCUGGCUAGAUGCGCACUAUUUCAAACUGUGAACUGUUCAAAAAAAAAAAAAAACAACCACAAUUUUAUCUGCAGAAGGAGGCUCCUCUGACAGCUAUGAUUCAGUUUGCAUUCUCUUUUCCUCUCUUUCUUUUCAUUACCUCUCUCUCUCUUGCUCUGUGUUUCUGUCAUCUCCUCCUUCUCUUAAUAUUCCUUUGUUUCCUCUCUCUCUCUCUCUCUAGUCGUCAAAGACUUGUGUAUAUGUGUAUACUGCUGUGUAUACUGAUGUAAAUGUUUGCGUUCCACUACCACUGUGAUAUGCUUCUAGAGGUAGCGGAGGGAAGACAGAGAGUAUGUAUUUGCGUGGGUGCAAAACGUUUUGGGGUUUUUUUGUUUUCUUUUUUCAGUUUCUCAUCUUUUUCUUUUAUCAGCGAAUGCAAGAGCUGGAGAGUUCUUUUCAAAGGAGUCACUCACUACAAAGAAUGCACUUUCUAUAUCUCUAUAUCUCAUUGGCUGCAUCACAAGGUCUAUGUCUCAUUGGCCUCUUUACCA